CCUUCAAUCUGCUGUUCGUUCGUAACUAACACACACACACACUCACACACGCAGUCACUCACUCACUCACACACACCGAGACUCAAUUACUGCCCAAUUCCCUUCUUCAUCAUCUCCUGCUACACUGGCCUCUUCCAAAAGCAAAUCGAAAAAGGAAAACAAAGAGCAACGUUACCUGAAGUGAUACUUCGAACCCGAUCGAGACGGAAUUACACGAAGUGUCAAAACUAAGGGUGGACAAGCAGUGAUGUCACACAGCUGAGGACACUCCCACUCAAUAUGGAGUCUGCAGAACGGCUGGCCUCGCCUUCCGCCACCCCGGCCUCCGUCCACGCCGCCACCUCUUCGACGUCAUCUUCCUCUUCCUCCUCUUCCUCAUCCACAGCAGCCUCCAAUGCCAAGAGCAGCCUGAACCACGGAGUCACGGCCUCGCUCGGCACAUGCGGUCCUCUGUUUGGGCUGACGGGCAGUGACCAGCCCUUCAGUGUCAGCUCAGUGACCUCUGUGCCCAGCGCGUACCCUCUCAUGGCCCACCCAGCCUUUGGUUUGCUAUCACCGGCAACGGUUCGCCCAGAGUUUGGAGGUCUAGGAGGACUGGGGGUCUCUGCUGCCCUCGCAGCUCACCCACAGCUAGGAGCCUUCUCAGAAUGGUGGAGAGCAGCAGAAGCACAUGGACGGAGUCCUCCAGCUUUCUUCCCGCCUUUUUUGGGUCUGCCACCUAUGUUCGCCCCACCCCUUCACAACCACGAAGCCAAUCCGUAUACAUCCAAAACACCCAGCAAGAGCAGUCAGGCCUCCAAAGGUGUGAACGGAGCUGUGAAUGGUCGUUCGCUGUCUCCGUCUGCGGCUAAAGGAACUGUUUCAGCUUCUGCCUCCCCCUCCCCCGCGCUCCGGCCCCCUGAACACAGCCGGACACUCAACGCCAAAGCCCGCGACCGCAAGGCCAGUCACCAUAGCAACAGCACAGGGGCGCUUCAGGAGAAACCCUCACAGAAAACUAAAGAGAAGAAAGCCCGUAAGAAGCAGGUAGAGGGGUCAGCCGUAAGCGAGAGUGAAUCUGGAUCAUCGCUGGAUACUGAUAGCGAUGGAGUGAGCAGCAGCGAUAUUGAUGAUCUUGGAGAGGAAGAAGAUGAUGAUGACGAAGACGAAGAUGAGCAGAGUAAAGACAGCGAGGAGUCAGACUCGGAAAAGGAGAGGCAGAAAAAAAAGAAAAUGAAAAUUGUGACGUCAAACUCUGGGCUCAGUAAGAAGGAAAAGACCAGGCUGCUGGAGGCCCAGGACUUCCAUGGAGGCCUGCCGGGCAGUGCACCUUUAGAGCCCUCUCCUACAGUGCACCUGCACCGCUCUCCACCUCCGCCAGCCCUGUCUCAGUCCCCUCUGCUGUCUCUAUCGGGCAGCAGAGCCAGGGAAAGGCCCCUCCACACCAGCGUCAUCCAGUCCACAGGCCUGGCUGCUGCCGCAAAGCCGCUAGCGUUAAUCGCACAGUCACGUCGAGAUGUUUCUCCUAAACAUUCUCCACAGCAUCUUAACUCCUCUCCAAAAAAACCCUCAGCCUCUACCAAGCCCAUCACUUCCUCACCUCAGCCCCUCCCACUCUCGUUAUGCUCCUCCCCCAAGCCACUAUCAGUCCCCUCCCCUCCGAAACCCCUCCCCCUGUCCUCUUCCCCCAAACCGCCUCCUCUCACCCCUUCCCUCAAGGCGCAAUCUCAAGCUUCCUCCCACAAGUCCCAAUCUCCAGCACUGGAUGCUCUGACCAGCAGGAAGCUUCUGGAAAGUUCUCUGGCACAAGUCACUGCUGACUACAGGCUGAAACAGUCUUUCCUGUCCCAGGACCAGACGUUUCCUCUCCAGUUAAAGAAACAGCAGGACCCAUAUAAGAUAAACAAGCGGGCAGGGGUGCCCACAUCCUCUUCCUCGUCUUCAUCAUCCUCCUCCUCUGUGCUCCCUCUUAAGCUCAGCUCCGAGGCGUCAGGUAGGACCAAGCCCCCUGCAGCGCAAGGCGUGUCCUCCUCCAGUCUGCCUUUCUCUCAUGGCCUGCUGGGUCUGGGCCAGCCCAACGGAGUCAUCCAGAGCACCCAAGAUGUGCCGUUGGCACUUACCACCAAACCCCGCUCAGACGUACCCGUCAACCUCAGCACAGGAGGCCGUAAGAGCCCCGCUUCUGCGUCUCCCACUCCUAACCGCACCCGUGAGCCACGGAAGAGCAAGACUCCCAAAGCAUUAGAGGCCUGGAGGGGUCUAUCCCAGAACCACCUGGUGCAGUCUCUGGUGGACCUGUUUCAACACAGCGGAGCUGAGCAGGAGCUGCCCAGCAGUAAAGACUCAGAUGACUCUGCUGAAGAUGAAGACGACGAGGAUGAUGAUGUGGAGGAUGAAGAGGAUGAUGAUGAAGAGGAUUCAGAUGACAGUCUUUCAGAGUCAGACAGUAAUUCAGAUAGCGAGAUGAACGGUUCAGAGGGUGGUAAAAAGAAGCGCAAGGAUGGAGGCAUGGAGAUGGACACAGAUGGAGAGAAGACUCCUCAGAAACUCAGCAAGGGGUUUUCCCAUCUUAACUCCUCCACCAAUCACAGCCUGUCUGACUGUCUGCCACUAAACCUCCAGGUCAUUAAGCCCUCCAGUGUGGCCACGCCCACCAUUGUGAGCAGCUCCGGUGCCUUGACCUAUCACAGCUCUCCCUCCUCGUCGUACUCUGUUGGCACCUCUCCAGGCUCUGCGAAGAGAAAGCGGGUGAUGAAUGAAGAUGAUUUACGGAUUCCGCUGGAAAUGGGCUGGCAAAGAGAGACCAGGAUGAAAACAGUGGGCGGUCGGCUGCAGGGAGACGUUGCGUAUUACGCCCCGUGCGGCAAGCGACUGCGACAGUACCCAGAUGUCGUAAAGUAUCUGUCCAGAUACGGAAUAACUGACAUCACACGUGAUAAUUUUAGCUUCAGUGCAAAAAUAAGGGUUGGUGACUUCUAUGAAGCCAGAGAAGGACCCCAGGGUCUGCAGUGGGCUCUUCUGAAAGAGGAAGAGGUCAUCCCUCGUAUCUUGGCCAUGGAGGGCCGGCGAGGCCGUCCGCCCAACACUGAGCGGCAGCCGAGGGGCGGCAGUGAGGUUUCAGGCAGCCGGCGUCGAAAGGGACGCCCCCCGAAUCUAGGAGAGAGCGAAUUCCCAAGUCCCUCUGAGGCCAAACUAUUGCGCAAGCUCGAGGCUCAGGAAAUCGCCCGACAGGCGGCUCAGAUGAAGCUCAUGAGGAAACUAGAGAAACAGGCACUCGCACGGGCGGCCAAGGAGGCCCGCAAACAGCAAGCCAUCAUGGCUGCAGAAGAGAGGAGGAAGCAAAAGGAACAGCUGAAGAUUCUCAAACAGCAGGAAAAGAUAAAGCGUAUUCAGCAAAUCCGUAUGGAGAAGGAACUCCGCGCACAGCAGAUUCUCGAGGCAAAGCGGAAAAAGAGAGAGGAGGCUGCCAAUGCCAAAAUGUUGGAGGCGGAAAAGCGAAUAAAGGAGAAGGAGAUGAGACGCCAACAGGCUGUUAUUCUCAAGCACCAGGAGAUGGAGAGGCAUAGACUAGAUAUGGUAUGGGAGAGGGAGAGGAGGAGACAGCACGUUAUGCUAAUGAAAGCUGUGGAGGCUCGGAAAAAAGCUGAGGAGCGCGAACGCCUCAGGCAAGAGAAACGUGAUGAGAAACGUCUCAACAAGGAGCGGAAAAUGGAGCUCCGGAGGCUGGAGCUGGAGAUGAUCCGUGAGAUGAAGAAACCCAAUGAAGACAUGUGCUUGACAGAUCACAAGCCCCUUCCGGAGAUUCCUCGUAUCCAUGGUCUGGUUCUGCCUGGGAGUGUGUUUGCAGACUGCCUGAUGGUGGUGCAGUUCCUGCGGAGUUUUGGGAAGGUUCUGGGCAUGGAUCCCUCCGAGUUGCCCACUCUGGGUAUACUGCAGGAGGGACUGCUCAACCUGGGCAACAGCAUGGGGCAAGUGCAGGACCUGUUGGUUCGGCUACUCUCAUCUGCUGUGUCUGACCCAGGAUUACCUCAAGGACACAGGGCUAAGUCAAUCUUGGGGGACCACCUGACCAAUGUGGGUCUGAAUCGGGACAACGUGUCUGAGGUUUUGCAGUUGUACAUGGAGGCUCACUGCUCUCAGACGGAGCUAGCUGAUCUUGCUCUGAGUUUAAGGACCAAAGCCUUUCAGGCCCAUACGCCAACUCAGAAAGCCUCUGUCCUGGCCUUCCUUGUAAAUGAGCUGGCAUGCAGUAAAAGCGUGGUCAGUGAGAUCGACAAAAGCCUGGAGCACAUGAAUGUGCUGAGGAAGGACGAGUGUAUCGUGGAGGGCAAAUUGAAGAAAAUGAAAACAAUCUACGCUAAACGGACAGGGAAACGUGAAGCAAUUGCAGGAGGGGAGGAGCCUCAGGCUGCGGGCGGCUCUGCCAUUGGUCACAAGCGCAAAAGGAAGGCUGGGGAUAGUGAUGAUGACGACGAUGAAGAUGAGGACAGUGAUGAUGCAGGGGAUGAGGACGAUGAUGAUGAGGAGGAAGAGGCUAAAAAGGGAAAAAAGGUGGAGACGUGUGAUGAGGAUGAGGGAGACCCAGCAACAAGUGUUGAAGAGCUAGAGAAACAGAUCGAGAAGUUAUCAAAGCAGCAAAACCUGAUCCGUCGGAAGCUGUUUGAGUCGUCUCAUGCCCUGCGGUCCAUGUCAUACGGCCAGGACCGGUACCGCCGCAGAUACUGGGUCCUCCCACAGUGUGGAGGGGUUUACAUAGAGGCGUUAGAGAGUGGAGAAGGUCUCGAGGAGUUGGAGAAAGAGCGUGAGAGGUUGAGGAACUUUCCAGUUGUGCAGGUCAAAGAGGAGCCCAAGGAGGAAGUUCUGCAGCAUCAUCAGCAUGAGGAGAUACAGGGGGCUGUGAAGGAGGAGGUGAAACAGGAGGAAGAUAAGCCCAUUGAUCCUGAUCAGGAGGCAAAUAAAGAAGUGCGCUCCUCCCCACUCAAAGAACUGCAGGAAACAGAGGUUGUGACCACGCCCCCUCAUCCGCCAGAGCUCCGCCCCUCACAGAGCCCUCAGUGUCAGGAACUGCCUUGCACACCUGCCGGGGCCAAGGGGCUCUGCCACGCCCACAACGGCUGCCCGGCAACAAUCGCCAUGGAAACGACAUCAGCAUCAUCUCCAGCUCACUCUCCAACUACCUCUAAGCUGACAGAGGCCAGCAGCCCGAGCGCAGACCACGCAAUCCCUCCUCCUCUGCAGCUGGGCAUCCCCGCGCACAUCCUGCAGCCGCAGCAGCUGACGCAGACUCAGCUCCUGGCCAACGACCAGCUGCUCAAGGUCCUCAGCGAGCGCAGUGGCCACUGGUUCAGCCUGCUGCCUCGCUCACCCUGCGACGACACUUCCCUCACCCAGCCGUCUGCACACUCACAGUCCUCACACAACAGCAACACCCUCAGCACACGACCCAAAACUCCACCUCCACCGUCUACCUCCUCCCCGCACCAUCACCUGCUUCCUCUUUCUGCAUCUGCAAGCCCUCUGAACCCCUCACCUGCUGGGAUCAGCAACCUCAGUUUGCAGGUGAAGCCAGGUGGAGCUCUGAUUGGUUUGCCUUUGUGCAACUGGUCCGGUGGGGUCAUCAGCCCCAAUCUGCCCCUGUGCAGCAGCCCCCUGCACAUGUACCCCUCAGUGGAGGGCAGCGCCAGCCCCCUCCUGGCACCCAGCGUCUCAACCAGCAAAAGUGGUUCUCCUGUUCCCACUGGGGAGAAGCUUACCUCUGCUCCUUCUCCAAUGGCACUGGACCUUCCCAGAAAUCAUGACCACCCUGAACCGCUGCCAGUACCAGAGGACAUGCUGCUGGGCUGGUGGAAGGUGACAGACAUGGAUGAGCUGAAAGCCCUAGUGAACGCUCUCCACAGCAGAGGCAUCCGAGAGAGAGCCCUCCAGAAACAGCUGCAGAAAUCCAUGGAGCUCAUCGCACAGACUUGCAACAAGAACCGAGAGGUGGCAGUUAUGGAGGUCUCAGAGCUCGACGAGGGCCAGGUUUCCGUGGAGACACUGCAGGAGUGGUGUGUGGAGGAGCAGGCCAUGGAGACUGACAUCGCUCUGCUGCAGCAGGUGGAGGAGCUGGAACGCAAAGUCACGUCCGCCAGCCUGCAGGUCAAGGGCUGGACAUAUCCAGAGCCACAGUCUGAAAGAGAGGACCUAGUCUAUUAUGAGCACAAGCUUCUCCCCAAGCCCCGCCCUGGGGCGGAGUCUCAAGAGGAGCGCAGCUCGGAGAAGGGCCUGAUCCGUCGUCCCAGCAACCCACUGGACAUCGCGGUGACGCGAUUGGCAGAGCUGGAGCGCCACAUCGAGAGAAGGUACCUGCGGAGCCCCUUAGGGACCACCAUCCAGAUCAAACUGGAUAAUGUGGGUACAGUCACUGUCCCCGCACCUGCUCCAUCCACUAGCGCUGGAGGGGAAGGGGGAGAGGAAGAGAUCGCUCCAGGGAUGAAGCUGUGGCGGAAGGCACUGAGUGAGGUACGCAGCUCCUCUCAGCUGGCCAUGUGUCUGCAGCAGCUGCAGAAAUCCAUCGCCUGGGAGAGGUCUAUCAUGAAAGUGUACUGUCAGAUGUGCCGAAAGGGGGAUAAUGAAGACCUGCUGUUGCUGUGUGAUGGCUGUGAUAAGGGGUGUCACACUUAUUGCCACAAACCCAAGAUAACCAACAUCCCAGAGGGAGACUGGUACUGCCCUGCUUGCAUCUCCAAGGCAAGUGGUCAGUCACCUAAAUCUAAGAAGACUCCGAAUCGUGCGCCACCAGCCAGUGGAGGAAAAAAGGCAACAGAAGCAGCCAAGAAAAGCAAGAAACAAACAGAGACGUGUGAAGAAGAGGAAGCCACCAGCAGCAACAACAGCACCCCAAAGAAAGCAGCCGCCACCUCCACCCAGGCCAAGAAGAACACCUCCACCCCCCCUGCACCCAAACCAGACAGCCCUGCCUGCGUAAAAAGAGCCAAAACAGCCAGAGACAACAACCGGGACCUGGGCCUCUGCAGGAUUCUGUUGGCUGAACUGGAACGUCAUCAGGACGCCUGGCCCUUCCUCACACCUGUUAACCUUAAAUCUGUCCCAGGGUACCGCAAAGUCAUUAAAAAACCCAUGGACUUCUCCACUAUCCGUGAGAAACUCGUCAGCAGCCAAUAUCAGAAUUUAGAGACGUUCAUCAUCGACGUCAACCUGGUGUUCGACAACUGCGAGAAGUUCAACGAGGACAACUCGGACAUCGGCCGGGCCGGGCACAACAUGAGGAAGUUCUUUGAGAAGAGGUGGACUGAGCUGCUGAAGCAGACUAACUGAGGUGGCUUCAGACCACGGCUGUCAUUUCAAACCUGCGACCUGGGCUCAGAAGCAGACGAGUUGCAGGCUCUUUCUGCAACCCAGGGCCCAUCAGGACCGACCAAUCCCACAUCAACACCCAAAGAGACACAAGACAGAGGGUGUCUUUGUGCAAUACCAUUUCCUUCUAGAAAAGAGAAAUCGCACUGAAAUUUCAACCAUCAGAGCUGUACUAAGGAGAAAAAAUCCCUUUCCACUACUUGUAAAUAUCUUUUUAUUUUGGUUUUGUAUUUUUACUUUAUGGUUAAUAUUAUAGUGAAUGUAUUUAAUUUUUUUAAAUGAUUAUUUAUGACUUAAUAAAAGAAAGGUCCACUCUUCAUUUUCUAUGAAAAGGAAGAAACAGCAAAACUGCUUUAAAUCUAAUGGAAUGUUUAUUUGUUUGUGUUUUUCCUCUCCAAAUAUGAAAGAAAGCCAAGAAAAAAAAAAGAAACUGUUUACACUGUUCUGUGCCAUGUGGCAUCAGAGUAUUCAACCCUCUGAAAGUGAACUAACGGCAUCACUGUACACACACACACACACACACACACACACACACACACGCAGACAAGCAGGAGGCACCCAUGUGUACAUACUGUCUAUUAAUGUCAAUAUAUUGAGUCUUGUUUGGAAUGAUGUGUACAUAUUGUUUCAGACAUUGGAUAUUGUUUAUGCCUUAGAAUGAUUGUAGCAAUUAAUUUUAGUCUUAAAGUGAUUAAUAAUAUACAUUUAUUGUUUGUACAGUAUAUACAUAUCCUCUACAAAACACUGUGGUCUCCUUAAUCUUAGUAGUGCCUGCCCUUCAGAACAGGGUAUAGGGAAAAUAAUUUGUUCUUUUUUUUUGUUUUGUUUUUUCCCUGUUUUGUAACGUUAUUGUUUUCUUAUAUAAAACACAUCAAGGCCUCCACUCGAAGGCAUACUGUACGAAACUCAUAUCUGAACCCAUAUGAAAACUGUCGGAGUAUUCUUCAGUAUCCCUGGCCCCAGAGCCGCUCAGAGAUGGACAGCAGGCGUUCUGUAACCACAUGUGUCUGAGUCUCCCGCGUGCAUCGUGGCCCACUGGAGGCAGCUAGAACAGAGUUUUUUUGUACCUGCGUCAGAGUACUUGAAGUUAUUUUAUUUAAAGAUAUUGUGGGAAACAAAUGGUAGCGUUCUUUUUGUAGGAGCAUUAUUUUUCACUAGUGUGUGUGUGUGUGUGUGUGUGUGUGUGUGUGUGUGAGAGAGAGAGAGAGAGAGAGAGAGAGUGUGUGUGCGAGAGUGUUUGUGUGAGUGUGUGGAUGUUUGGCACGGACUUAUUAAAAGGAUGUUUUUAAAUCCA
Messenger RNA from Ctenopharyngodon idella (grass carp), 8629 nucleotides. RefSeq names its product bromodomain adjacent to zinc finger domain, 2Ba (gene baz2ba). The coding region runs from base 280 to 7296 and encodes 2338 amino acids. Lineage: Eukaryota; Metazoa; Chordata; Actinopteri; Cypriniformes; Xenocyprididae. The record is from RefSeq and is a predicted model, not a curated record. The transcript is spliced from 38 exons. Gene Ontology annotation, molecular function: DNA binding; protein binding.